Messenger RNA from Cuscuta epithymum, 1454 nucleotides. The record is from the annotation of a GenBank genome assembly. NCBI's taxonomy places the organism in Eukaryota, Viridiplantae, Streptophyta, Magnoliopsida, Solanales, Convolvulaceae.
CUUGGCAAUCCACCAAUAUAAGAAAGGACACGAUCUCCCUCUUUUCCCAGACCGAGUUUCCGUCUUCGAUCUUCAGCCUACCUAAUAAUUAAAUUAAAGUAAUUAAAAAUUAUGGGGUCGACGGAUGAUCAGAAGAACCAGCUCAGGAGCCGAGCCGAGUCGAAAGAGGAGGAGGCCGACAGCUUGUAUGCGAUGCAGCUGGCCAGCGCCUCAGUGCUUCCCAUGGUGCUGAAAGCAGCGGUGGAGCUGGACCUGCUUGAGCUGAUGGCUCAAGCCGGACCGGGAGCGGCCGUGUCCCCUUCUGAGCUGGCGGCUCAGCUCCCCACCACUAACCCGGACGCAGCCGUCAUGCUGGACCGGAUUCUCCGCCUCCUCUGCACCUACUCUGUCUUGAACUGCUCUCUCCGCACCCUCGCCGACGGCCGGGUGGAGCGGCUCUACAGCUUGGCGCCGGUAUGCAAGUAUUUGACCAAGAAUUCCGACGGCGUUUCCAUGGCGCCGCUCGUGAUCAUGAAUCAAGACAAAGUCCUCAUGGAAAGCUGGUAUCACUUAAAAGAAGCAAUACUUGAGGGUGGAAUACCUUUCAAUAAGGCGUAUGGAAUGAGUGCAUUUGAGUAUCAUGGAACAAACCCAAGAUUCAACAUGAUUUUCAAUGACGCAAUGUAUGAUGCUUCAACCAUAAUUAUGAAGAAGAUUCUAGAAUGUUACAAGGGAUUUGAAGGCCUCAAAUCUCUCGUGGAUGUCGGCGGCGGGACAGGAGCCACCCUUAACUUGAUUCUCUCUAAAUAUCCAAAUAUUAAGGGCAUCAACUUCGAUUUGCCUCAUGUUAUUCAUGAUGCUCUUCCUUCUUCUGGAAUUGAGCAUAUCGGGGGAGACAUGUUUGUUAGCGUGCCUAAAGGCAAUGCAAUUUUUAUGAAGUGGAUUUGUCAUGAUUGGAGCGACGACCAUUGUCUAAAGUUUUUGAAAAAAUGCAAUGAAGCACUUCCAAAAAAUGGAAAGGUUAUCAUCGCAGAGUGUAUUCUACCGGAAGAACCAGACACCACAUUAGCAACAAGAGAUGUGAUCCACGGUGAUGUCCUCAUGUUGGCAUAUAAUCCAGGUGGGAAGGAGAGAACCGAGAAGGAAUUUGAGAACCUAGCUAAGAGUUCCGGUUUCGUAGAAUUUCGCAAAAUUUGUUGUGCUUUCAAUACGUGGAUCAUGGAAUUCUGCAAGUGAACACAAUAGAAUCAUUUCAAAUGUUCUAAUUCACUUUUUCUAUACCCGCUUUUUCUCUUACCUAAAUGGAUUUGUAGUUGUCAGAAUAAGAAUGGAACAAUAAAAAAUGAGCAAGCUAAUGGACAUAGUACAAUGACAUUAGUUGUCCUCUUCAAGUGUUUGUUUGUUUGAAUUAAGUCAAUGUAUACCUUAAUAAAAAUGUAAUAGAAAAAGAAUGAAAUUUGUAUAUCACUUCAUAG